AUGAAGCUGCUGAUUCUGACCGCCAUCCUGGGGCUCUGCGCUGCCCAGCACAACCCCCAGACCAAGCAUGGCCGCACCGCCAUCGUCCACCUGUUUGAGUGGCGCUGGGCCGACAUCGCCGCAGAGUGUGAGCGCUACCUGGGGCCAAACGGCUUUGGAGGAGUUCAGAUCUCUCCUCCCCAUGAGAGCAUCGUGGUGAACAGCCCCUGGAGGCCGUGGUGGGAGCGCUACCAGCCCAUCAGCUACAACCUGUGCUCCAGAUCAGGCAACGAGAACGAGCUCAGGGACAUGAUCACCAGAUGCAACAACGUUGGGGUGAACAUCUACGUGGACGCCAUCAUCAACCACAUGUGUGGCGCGGGGGGAGGGGAGGGACAGCACUCCAGCUGUGGCACCUGGUUCAGCGCCAACAGGAAGGAGUUCCCCUCCGUGCCCUACAGCCCCUGGGACUUCAACGACGGCAAAUGCAAGACUGGCAGCGGCAACAUCGAGAACUACGGGGAUGCCAAUCAGGUGAGAGAUUGCCGUCUGGUGGGUCUGCUGGACCUGGCUCUGGAGAAGGACGCUGUUCGCGGGAAGGUGGCCAACUACAUGAACAAGCUGAUCGACAUGGGCGUGGCCGGUUUCAGGGUGGACGCCUGCAAGCACAUGUGGCCUGGAGACCUGAACGCCGUCUACGGCCGUCUGCACAACCUCAACACCAAGUGGUUCUCCGGAGGCUCCAGACCCUUCAUCUUCCAAGAGGUUAUUGACCUUGGUGGAGAACCCAUCAAAGCCCAUGAAUACUUUGGGCUGGGCAGAGUCACUGAAUUCAAGUAUGGCGCCAGGCUGGGAGGAAUCAUGCGCAAGUGGAAUGGAGAUAAGCUGUCCUACAUGAAGAACUGGGGUGAGGGUUGGGGCAUGAUGCCAUCAGACAAGGCUGUGGUGUUUGUUGAUAACCAUGACAACCAGAGGGGACACGGUGCCGGGGGAGCCUCCAUUGUGACCUUCUGGGACUCCAGGCUUUACAAGAUGGCCACAGGCUUCAUGCUGGCCCAUCCCUAUGGGUUCACCAGAGUGAUGUCUAGCUUCCGCUGGAACCGUCACAUUGUGAAUGGAAAGGACCAGAACGACUGGAUGGGGCCUCCCAGUCAUGGCAAUGGAGCCACCAAGCCCGUCCCCAUCAACGCCGACUCUACCUGUGGAGACGGCUGGGUGUGUGAGCACAGAUGGCGUCAAAUCAAAAACAUGGUGGCUUUCCGUAACGUGGUGAAUGGUCAGCACUUCUCCAACUGGUGGGACAACGGGAACAACCAGGUCGCUUUCGGACGUGGAAACCGCGGAUUCAUUGUUUUCAACAAUGAUGACUGGAACCUGGACAUGACUCUGAACACUGGUCUCCCUGGAGGCACCUACUGUGAUGUCAUCUCUGGUCAGAAGGAUGGCGGCAGGUGCACUGGGAAACAGGUGCAUGUUGGGGGAGAUGGCCGCGCCCACUUCAAAAUCAGCAACAUGGACGAGGACCCCUUCAUCGCCAUCCACGCCGAGUCAAAGCUGUAG
Molecule: messenger RNA, 1539 nt
Organism: Sardina pilchardus (European sardine)
Lineage: Eukaryota; Metazoa; Chordata; Actinopteri; Clupeiformes; Clupeidae
Product: alpha-amylase-like
Exons: 10
Coding region: 1-1539 (512 amino acids)
Biological process (GO): carbohydrate metabolic process
Molecular function (GO): alpha-amylase activity; cation binding
Source: RefSeq, a predicted model, not a curated record